UACGUAAACUGCGUAUGAUCAAGAACGCGCAAACCAGGGCGGAUGUUACGUAAUCUCCGUAAAUUUGGUUUGGUAUUUAUGGCGAGAAGCGACAUUUCUCAGUAGCUUGAUUUCUCUUGAUCAUUCUUUGGGACAUUAGGCACUGACCGAAGCAGAUAUUUGCACAAACAGCACCAGUGAAGUUAUAAAGAUGGGCAUUCUCUCCCUCUUGGUCAGGGCAUCUUUCCUUGCUCUGUGUGUUCUUGGCCAAACCACAGACAUGGAAGAGCUUGCCACCAGGAACGCAGACUUUUCUACCCGGCUUUACAGCAAGAUCGCAAGCUCAAGUGAUGACAAUGUAGUGAUUUCAACCUUGGGGGCUACCUUGGGCCUAGCCACAUUAGCCGCAGGGGCUGGUGGGCCUUCUCGCACCGAGUUGCUACAGGGUAUAGGUGUGGCCUCAAUGGAGAAAGAUGAAGAGCCAGAAAGGAUUAAAAACCUUCUCCAACAGCUGAGGGAGACCAUGCCUCAGCUCCAGGCCACUGGCCUUUUCUUGAGCCAGCAGAUCCAGGCAGAGGCCAAUUUCAGCAACCAGGUUAAGCAGUUUUAUGGUGCAGAUGUUCAAAAUGUGAAUUAUGCCAAUGCACAGGCAGUCAAGGGGAGUAUCAAUGACUUUGUAAGAGGCCAAACAGGGGAAAAGGUCAAAGAUGUGGUGGACAAUGUAGACCCACAAAGCAUGGCAAUGUUAAUCAGCGCAGCUUUCUUCACAGGCCAGUGGCAGCAACCCUUCAAUGUGAGCUUCACCCAAGAGGAGCGUUUCUAUGUGAACAAGUAUAACAUUGUGCAAGUGCCCAUGAUGCUCCGUUCAGAUAAAUACUACCUGGCUUAUGACCCCACACUAAAAGUUGGCAUUCUGAAACUGGCCUGUGCAGAGGGCAUUGCCAUGCUAGUCCUUCUUCCAGAUGAAGAUGUGGAUUACACCCACAUUGAUGAAGCCUUCACUGGUGAUGUAUUCCGUGGAUGGGUUGCAAAGCUGAAAAAGACGAAGUUGGAGGUUCAGUUGCCCAGAUUUUUACUGAAGCAGUCUAACUCACUAAGUAAGAGCCUGCCCAGUCUGGGCAUUAAAGAGAUUUUCGAGAACAGUGCAGACCUGUCUGGAAUCAGCAAUGUAGAAGGCCUGAAACUGUCAGAGGUUCUACAGAAGGUCACAUUGGAGGUGGAUGAGACGGGAGGGUCAGUGGAAGAUGCCUCUAGCAAUCUCUUCAUGGCCACUCUUCCUCCCAGGCUUACCUUCAACAGACCCUUCCUUUUCGUCGUCUACCAUGAGUCCACAAAAUACAUACUCUACAUAGGACGAGUGGUUGACCCAACCAAGAAUUAAUCAUGUAUAGAAAAACUAACAAUCAGGAUUACAGUGUACUUCUUACACAUACAAUUUCCAGUUUGCUUUAUAACCCACUUAUUAAAUUGAAUUUGAUGUUUAUUGACACUAAGUUAACUGGGUAGUUUUCUUUAAAAUGUGCACUUAGUAAUAUUCGUGUUUAUGUUGUACUGAAACUUAAACGUGUGAAAGCAUUUUCCCAUUUUCUCAAGUUGUCAUUUACCAUUGUGCCAUUGUAGAAACAUGUUUUGCAAGUGAAACCGCCAUAUUUCUGGGGAUUAUCCAGCAAUAUUCGUCUCGUCAUAAGAUCUCUGCAUAGCAUGGCUUGUGAAUGUGUGCGCAGCACCAUAUGUAGAAUAAAGCAUCUUUUUCUGUAAAACUAGUCUUCAUCUAAUGUGAGUGUACAUCAUUUUCAAAAUAAAAAAUACUAUUCUAAACAA
This is a messenger RNA of Xyrauchen texanus (razorback sucker), 1800 nucleotides long. It is a transcript of the gene serpina10a, whose product is annotated as serpin peptidase inhibitor, clade A (alpha-1 antiproteinase, antitrypsin), member 10a. The record is from RefSeq and is a predicted model, not a curated record. The transcript is spliced from 5 exons. Gene Ontology annotation, molecular function: serine-type endopeptidase inhibitor activity. Lineage: Eukaryota; Metazoa; Chordata; Actinopteri; Cypriniformes; Catostomidae. Gene Ontology annotation, biological process: negative regulation of endopeptidase activity; blood coagulation. The coding region runs from base 191 to 1360 and encodes 389 amino acids.